Messenger RNA from Rodentolepis nana, 435 nucleotides. Lineage: Eukaryota; Metazoa; Platyhelminthes; Cestoda; Cyclophyllidea; Hymenolepididae. The record is from the annotation of a GenBank genome assembly.
AUGCGCCCUCAAAAGGAAUACGUACAGGUUUUCGGCCGAAAGAAAAAUGCUACUGCUGUUGCUCUCGUCAGGCCCGGUAGUGGAAAUAUCCGCGUAAAUGGCCGCCCUUUGGAAUUGGUUCAGCCUCAACCGUUGCUCCCAAAAAUUCUGGAAGCUAUUGCUCUUAUUGGAAAGGAUAGAUUCAAGCCUCUGGAUAUCCGAAUUCGUGUUAGCGGUGGUGGUCGUGUGGCGCAGAUCUAUGCUAUCCGCCAGGCUCUUGCUAAGUCUCUUGUUGCUUAUCACAUGAAGUUUGUUGAUGAGCACUCUCGCAAGACCUUACGUGAUACAUUUAUUGGAUUCGACAAAACACUUAUUGUUGCCGAUCCUCGUCACUGUGAGCCCAAGAAAUUCGGUGGUCCCGGUGCUCGUGCCCGCUACCAGAAAUCUUAUCGUUAA